This is a messenger RNA of Gossypium arboreum, 1915 nucleotides long. RefSeq names its product GPCR-type G protein 1. The coding region runs from base 260 to 1666 and encodes 468 amino acids. Gene Ontology annotation, molecular function: abscisic acid binding. Gene Ontology annotation, cellular component: membrane. Gene Ontology annotation, biological process: response to abscisic acid. The transcript has 14 exons. Lineage: Eukaryota; Viridiplantae; Streptophyta; Magnoliopsida; Malvales; Malvaceae. The record is from RefSeq and is a predicted model, not a curated record.
CAUUAAUUGGUACUCCGUUACCUUCUUAAUUACUGCCCUUUUUAAGUGGUGUUCCAAAUGAUUGUUAAAUGUUAAGUUGGCAAUAGAUAGUUUACCCAAAAAUCUAAAAUUUAAAGCCAAAAGCAGCAUGAGCAUCCUUCCCAGUCGUACGGAAAUUACUUGAACAGAGGAGCACCAAAAAUAACAGCAGAGAGCAAAUCCAGAAAAAAAAAAACAGCAAAAGAUUUCGAAAAGAAGAGAGAGGAAAUUUGUAGAGAAGAUGGCGUGGGGAUGGGGGAUCUACGAGGGAAUGGUUGUAAUUGGAUCUCUAGUUCUUCUAGGAUGGGCAGGUCUUUGGUUCUUAAACCGGAGGCUUUACAAAGAGUACGAGGAAAAAAGAGCUUUGGUUCAAAUCAUCUUCAGUGUUGUUUUCGCUUUCUCUUGUAACCUUCUCCAGCUUGUUCUUUUUGAGAUCAUCCCUGUCCUUUCCAGAGAGGCAAGAUUGAUAAACUGGAAGGUGGAUCUAUUCUGUUUGAUUUUGCUACUAGUAUUCAUGUUGCCAUAUUACCAUUGCUACUUGAUGCUUUGCAAUAGUGGUGUGAGGAAGGAGCGGGCUGGACUUGGAGCUAUAAUAUUUUUGUUGGCAUUUCUCUAUGCUUUUUGGCGCAUGGGUGUUCACUUUCCCAUGCCCUCUCCAGACAAAGGUUUCUUCACGAUGCCUCAGUUGGUCAGUCGAAUUGGUGUUGUUGGAGUAACUGUUAUGGCUGUCCUAUCCGGUUUCGGUGCUGUAAAUUUGCCAUACAGCUAUUUGUCACUUUUCAUCAGAGAGAUUGAUGAAUCAGAGAUUAAGGCAUUGGAGAGACAACUAAUGCAAUCAAUUGAGACUUGUGUGGCUAAGAAAAAGAAAAUCAUUCUUUCUCAAAUGGAGAUGGAACGAAUUCAAGGAUCUGAUGAGAACUUAAAGGGCAGAUCCUUCUUCAAAAGGAUUGUAGGCACGGUUGUACGUUCAGUGCAAGAUGAUCAAAAGGAACAAGACAUUAAAAUCUUGGAUGCUGAGGUUCAAGCUCUGGAAGAGCUUUCAAAGCAGCUAUUCUUGGAAAUCUAUGAGCUUCGCCAGGCUAAGGAGGCUGCUGCUUAUUCACGAACAUGGAAGGGCCAUAUGCAGAAUUUGCUUGGAUAUGCAGGUUCAGUUUAUUGUGUGUACAAAAUGAUUAAGUCAUUACAAAGUGUUGUUUUCAAGGAGGCUGGUUCAGUUGACCCUGUUACAAUGUCAAUUACCAUAUUGUUGCAGUUCUUUGAUAUUGGAAUAGAUGCUGCAUUGUUAUCACAGUAUAUUUCCCUGCUGUUUAUUGGAAUCUUGAUCACAAUAUCAGUGCGGGGUUUCUUAACAAAUCUAAUGAAGUUCUUCUUUGCAGUUUCCAGAGUUGGUAGUGGAUCUUCAAGCAAUGUUGUCCUUUUCCUUUCUGAAAUUAUGGGAAUGUACUUCCUCUCUUCAAUUCUUCUGAUAAGAAAAAGUUUGAGGACUGAGUACAGGUUGAUUAUAACAGAUGUUUUGGGUGGAGAUAUUCAGUUUGACUUUUACCACCGGUGGUUUGAUGCAAUUUUUGUAGCGAGUGCUUUCCUUUCUCUGAUUUUGCUUUCUGCACAUUAUACGUCUCGCCAAGCUGACAAACACCCUAUUGAUUGAUGUAUUCUCAUGUCGCAAAUUACGCAUGUAAAACAUACUUUGGAAAUCCCUUGAGACUGGAUUUGUCUUCUACAUCACCAAUUAUAUGAUUCCAGAUGAAGAAACUUCAAGCUAUAAUUUUGUUUAUGAUGUAAGAGAGAUGAUUAUUUGUGUAUGUCAGUUGAUAAUUCAUUUGUCGAGUCAUAUGUAAACCCCGAUUCUUUAACUCGGCUAUAUUGUUUUCAAUACAAGCUCUCCUUUACAAUUUAA